UCACCGCCUGGGUAGCAGCAGACGGCGCAGACGAGCCAGGCUGCGUCGAGAGUCUGAAAAGCUCCUGGGAAACUCCCACAGCGCAGAGACUUCGGAAAGGAGAGAGCUAGCAGUCCCUGCGCUCGCAAGUCUGCAAGUGAGUGCGUAUCCUGGCACCUGUUCCUCUCGCGCCACCGCCUUCCCAUCCCUCGGACCCGCGCCUCCCCGGUGCCCGCCCUGCUCCGGGGAUGAAUCCCGAGCUGGGUAACCAGACGGAUGUGGCCGGCCUGUUCUUGGCCAACAGCAGCGAGGCGCUGGAGCGCGCGGUGCGCUGCUGCACCCAGGCGUCCGUGGUGACCGACGACGGCUUCGCCGAGGGCGGCCCGGACGAGCGCAGCCUGUACAUCAUGCGCGUGGUGCAGAUCGCUGUCAUGUGCGUGCUCUCGCUCACCGUGGUCUUUGGCAUCUUCUUCCUCGGCUGCAACCUCCUCAUUAAGUCCGAGGGCAUGAUCAACUUCCUGGUGAAAGACCGGAGACCGUCUAAGGAGGUGGAAGCGGUGGUCGUGGGGCCCUACUGACCGGCCCUCAGGCCCCCCGCGGCGGCUGCCUCACACCUCCCCACUUCGCCAGCUCGGCCGCGCCCCUCACCAUCGAGACUGGGCGAAGCAAACCUGUCGGAGUCAAUGAUUUCUCUCGACUUUUGCCUUUCGGGACGAAGCGACCUGUUUCUCACACGCUCUUUGAAAGUCCCCAUGUCUGGACUAGGAGGAGAGCGCCCUGACUCUGGACUCAGCCGCAACUGGCAAGAAGAGGGCGGUUAGGGCGCAAACUUUGGAAGCUGCAGCUAGCUUGGGAUGCGGGGAAACCGACGGAGCAAAGGCCCUUCUCCACCUGCAGGUGGGCCAAGCUCUCGGGGUAGGUGGAGAGGGUGGGCAGGGGAAGAGACCCAGAGGCACCGAAUGCCCAGGCGGCCUGAAAAGUGAUCCAUGUAUAUGUCGCGUAAUGAAACUCAUGGGGACACAAAUCCGUGUCCGGAUUCACACCCAUUCUCUCCCUCUCCUCCAGCCCUGGCGGGAGAGGCAAUAAAUACCUUUGAUUGAUUACAAAUUGCCGUUUUAAGGGAUUUUUGUGUUUGCUUGAAUAUAAAUACUUGAUAUGCCCUUUUCUGCCCUAGUGGCCUGUUUGCCUGCCUGGGAGUUAGAGUUUUGUCAAUGUGGGGAAAGGGGUGGGGGAGGGGAAGCCUGAGAAUGUGAACCGGGUGAGUUGUGUGUUUUUGGUUUUGUUUUGUUUUAUUUUGUUUUUUGCAUUCACAACUGGGCCUUUUGGGAGGGGGCCGGGGCUGGUGCCCCAGCUGGCCCGGGCAAAGACUCUGAUAGAACUUGUCUGUAGCUCGUGACUGCACGAUUUACGCCACAAAAGUGCUCUUGAUAUUCGUGAUACCGUUUUGAC
Phyllostomus hastatus (greater spear-nosed bat) is the source of this 1428-nucleotide messenger RNA. RefSeq names its product reprimo, TP53 dependent G2 arrest mediator homolog (gene RPRM). The transcript has a single exon. The coding region runs from base 228 to 557 and encodes 109 amino acids. Lineage: Eukaryota; Metazoa; Chordata; Mammalia; Chiroptera; Phyllostomidae. The record is from RefSeq and is a predicted model, not a curated record. Gene Ontology annotation, cellular component: cytoplasm. Gene Ontology annotation, biological process: regulation of mitotic cell cycle.